AGAAGAGAGAAACUCCCAAAGCUGCAGGUAUGGCGGAUGAGCAUAAAGUGUUUAUCCCGCCUAAGCGGGUGAACACUGAUUACCCAGUUAUUGACACAGAUCCACACUGGAGGAGAGCGUUCCGAUAUGCGAGACCUGAAGAUUGGACAUAUGGCGCCGGUAUGGCCGCGGUAGGACCAGCCUUCAUGAUGGUCACCGAACGAUACGCUCCCUCGUUUUCAGGCAAAGGUGCCUUCGGCCCUGUCUUCAGACUCAGUUGCGCCAUCGGUUUAAUAGCAGGUGCCGGAUUGGUCUAUCAGAGAAGUUGCUUGAGAUUUUACGGCUGGUCGGAGAACGAAAGAGAAGUCAAGCUGGACAUGAGAGAAAUGGUCGACAAAGUCAAGAAGGGCGAGCCUCUAUACGGCAACACCGACCUCACUCCUUACAUGCAGGGUGUCGCGGCGCGAAACAGCAGAUUCAGCGCUCUUAUGGCCAAUGUUGUCCCUUGGGCAAACUUUGUCAACCACAACCAGCACGGUGUUGAUACAGCAAAGUACUACCAACAGGCAGAACGGGAACUCGAAGCUGAGCGGUUGUCGAAGGGAGGCCAGUAGUUCGUUGCAUGCUGGGCCAGAUGAUAUUAACCGAAUCCUGGCGAAUGAGUUUUUAAAUGGACUCUAGGUCGGUUGUUCUCGAAAGUGUAUAUAAGCAUAAGAAAAGGGAGUGGUCCAGGUCGACCUGGCAAUAUAUGAUUUGUCAAUUCGAAA
Exophiala oligosperma is the source of this 746-nucleotide messenger RNA. RefSeq lists its product as uncharacterized. NCBI's taxonomy places the organism in Eukaryota, Fungi, Ascomycota, Eurotiomycetes, Chaetothyriales, Herpotrichiellaceae. The coding region runs from base 30 to 593 and encodes 187 amino acids. The record is from RefSeq and is a predicted model, not a curated record. The transcript is spliced from 5 exons.